Messenger RNA from Hypanus sabinus (Atlantic stingray), 2430 nucleotides. RefSeq names its product EBP cholestenol delta-isomerase (gene ebp). Gene Ontology annotation, molecular function: cholestenol delta-isomerase activity; steroid Delta-isomerase activity; C-8 sterol isomerase activity. The record is from RefSeq and is a predicted model, not a curated record. The coding region runs from base 40 to 738 and encodes 232 amino acids. Lineage: Eukaryota; Metazoa; Chordata; Chondrichthyes; Myliobatiformes; Dasyatidae. The transcript is spliced from 5 exons. Gene Ontology annotation, biological process: cholesterol biosynthetic process. Gene Ontology annotation, cellular component: endoplasmic reticulum; membrane.
AACAUAGGGACGGAGGCGGGCCGCCUGGCCAUUGAACCGAUGGCGGAGUCGGCGGCGGCUGGUCACCCGUACUGGCCGCGGGAGCUGCAGCUGCCCGGCUACCGGCGCAACGAGAGGCCGCUAUGGAGCCUGCUGUCCUUCGUGUUCGCCGGCUCGGGGCUGCUGCUGGCCGCCACCUGGCUGCUGACGGCGCGGGUCCGGACCCGGGCCGGGCGGCCGGGGGUGGCCCGCCGGCUCGCCGUCUGCUGGUUCGCUGUCUGCGCCUUCGUGCACGGCGUGAUCGAGGGCUGGUUCAGCCUGUACCACGGGCAGCUGGCCGGCGACCAGGCCUUCCUAUCGCAGCUCUGGAAGGAAUACGCCAAGAGUGACAGCAGGUAUAUCAGCGGUGACAACUUCACUGUUUGCAUGGAGACCAUAACAGCCUGGACCUGGGGGCCCCUCAGUAUCUGGACAGUUUAUGCCUUCCUUCACAAUAAGCCCUACCGAUUUGUCCUGCAACUUGUUGUCUCGCUGGGGCAGCUGUACGGCGACGUUCUCUACUUCUUCACGGAGUUCCGGGACGGCUUGCGCCACGGCAAUCCGGGACACCCCCUCUACUUCUGGUUCUACUUCGUCUUCCUGAACUCCCUGUGGAUUCUCAUCCCCGCCGCCCUGAUCCUCGACGCCUGGAGCCACCUCAGCACCGCGCAGUCUGCCGCGGACCGGGAGCGGCCCAAGGCCAAGAGCACGCUGCCUUGAUGCAAAAUAGGAGCGACUGAAAAUCUUACCAUAACGUGAGCUACAGAGUCCAAACCACGAACUCAGAAUGCCGGCUCCAGCCUCUGACAGGAGGGAGAACGAGAGAGAGAGAGGGAGGGAUAGGGAGACCACCAGUAUUGAAUAUUCAAAAAGUGAUUCUACAGUUUAGGAUGUGCUACCAUAAUAAACGCAUAAUUAUAGAGAUUAUAAACCUACAGCACAAUAAAGGCCCUUCGGCCCACAAUGCUGUGCCGAACAUGUCCUUACCUUACAAAUUACCUAGGGUUACCCAUACCCACUAUUUUUCUGAGCUCCAUGUACCUGUCCAGGAGUCUCUUAAAAGACCCUAUCGUUUCCGCCUCCACCACUGUCACCGGCAGCCCACUCCACGCACUCACCACUCUCUGCGUAAAAAAACUUACCCCUGACAUUUCCUCUGUACCUGCUUCCAAGCACCUUAAACCUGUGCCCUCUCAUGUUAGCCAUUUCAGCCCUGGGGAAAAAAGCCCCUGACUAUCCACAUGAUCAAUGCCUCUGAUCAUCUUAUACACCUCUGUCAGGUCACCUCUCAUCCUCCGUCGCUCCAAGGAGAAAAGGCCGAGUUCACCCAACCUAUUCUCAUAAGGCACGCUCCCCAAUCCAGGCAACAUCCUUGUAAAUCUCCUCUGCACCCUUUCUAUGGUUUCCACAUCCUUCCUGUAGUGAGGUGACCAGAACUGAGCACAGUUCUCCAAGUGGGGUCUGACUAGGGUCCUAUAUAGCUGUAAAAUUACCUCUCUGCUCCAGAACUCAAUCCCACGAUUGAUGAAGGCCAAUGCAUAUAAUCAGAGUCAAGCUGCGCUGCUGCUUUGAGCGUCCUAUGGACUCGGACACCAAGAUCCCUCUGAUCCUCCACACUGCCAAAAGUCAUACCAUUAAUACUAUAUUCUGCCAUCAUAUUUGACCUACCAAAAUGGACCACUUCACACUGACUUGGGUUGAACUCCAUCUGCCACUUCUCAGCCCAGUUUUGCAUCCUAUCGAUGUCCCACUGACAGCCCUCCACACUAUUCACAACACCCCCAACCUUUGUGUCAUCAGCAAACUUACUAACCCAUCCCUCCACCUCCUCCAUCCAGGUCAUUUAUAAAAAUCACGAAGAGUAGGGGUUCCUGAACAAAUUUACAUGAAUAUAUUCCAAAUUUGGCUGGUGGGGUGGAGGUGCAUCUCUACCAAGGGAGGUGUGAGGCGCUCCUUCCCUCUGCUAGUCUGCAGGUCACCCUGGGGCAAGGUGUCGCACCUGCUUGGCCCCUGAUCGGGGUCACGUGAAGCCAUGGGAUCAGGUAGUGGAUGGUCACACAAGCAGCCGGUGCAGAUCACAAGUCCUGGUUAUGCGAACACUGACGUCGGGCAGACAAUCUCUGAAGAGUAUUGAUAACGGCUGCGGUCACCCGUCUGGUAAAGACACUGUGAGGGAGGUCUUAUUAGAAUGCAGGUGGGGGACCAUGAUUGCCUGCAGCACACGAUGAUAUUGCAAACGUUAAAGUGAGUGAUUACCAGAAUUGAAGCUGUUGUUAAUUGUUUAUUGUUAUCUUUGUGUUGAAGCAUAAAAUGUCGUGUCAGAGUGAGAUUCUCCGAGACGCUCCCUGGCAGUUCAAACUUGUUUAAUGUCACUUGGGUUCUCUGUGUGAAUAAAGACUUUUAUAUUUCCCA